CCGCUACUGUCCGUGUUCCGGCGUUCGCUGUCCGCCGUACAACAUCAUAAUAAUUAUUGUGAUAUUAUUAUUUCAUAUACGAUCGCCGAUUGUUGUAAAAUCGAAUAUUCGAAUAUCGUCGCAAGUGGAUAAUAUUAUUGUUUUAAUUAUAAUUAUAAUUUUCGAAGAUUUUUUGUUUGUUUGUUUGUUUUUUUUUUUUUUUUUACGAGUUUACGUUUUUCCGCGGUAGUGUUUCGCCGACUGUUGUACGUACAUUUUUCGUUUCGAUUCCGGUAAACCGCCGUUACAACGGUAACGAUCAUAUUUCUCGGAGCGCCGUCCGGUACACGGCACUGACGAGCAGCACACACGGCGCUUUCGCGUUUUAUAUGACCGGACCGCGCGGGUCGUUUUGCCGGCGGUAAACCGCGCGCGUUGAAUGCGCUUUGCGAACGGUUCGUGCGGACACUGCACAUGCUAGAACCGACCGGAGCAGCCAAUAUGACAGUGUUAGCGCUCAACCAUCUGUUGCCGCCGCCACCGUCCACGCCGUCCGCCAACAAUAACAGCAAUAACAGCAACAACAACAACAACAACAACAACGGGAGCCAGCCGCAACAACUUCAGCAAAGGGGGGCGGCCGCCGGACCGGACAUCGCCGGAGACGAACUCAUGCAACACCAUCACAGCAACAAGUCCAUGCGGAUGACGACGAUGACGUCGCCCGCGACCGCUACCAAUCUGGUGAUGGGCGGCGGGGGCCCGCCGGACAUACAUCAUCACCGUCACCAUCUCAUAAACAACAACAACAACAACGACGACACGACGGCCAGCAGCCCGUCGUCCGCGGUGAUGGCCGCGGCCCGGCCGUCCGGGCACAUCAAGUUCAGCGUGGCCGCCCUGUUGGCCGACACCAGGCCGGUACGGUCGCCCACGCCCGGGUCCGUGUACGACGACGACAUGGACACGCCGGACGACGACGACGACGACCGCAAUAGCGUAGACGUCGAGACGACGGACGGCGACGGCGGCGGCAUCAUGAGCGGCGGACGGCGGUGUUCGUCCGGCACUCCGGACCGCGGCCGCUCGCCCAUGCCGCUGCACGCGUCGCCGCCGCCGCUGUCGCACCACCAGCACCAUCCGUUCCAACAGCCCGGCGGCGCCAUGGCCGCGCGCGCCGCGUUCAUGAUGUCCGGCGGAGGUGCCGUGGGAGCCGGGGCCGCGGCACACCAUCACCACCAGCACCAUCCCGUCGCGCCCGUCCGGCCGACGCCGUUCACCGCGUUCGCCGCGGCCGCGGCCGCCGCCUACUCGGCCGCCGGCAUGCAACACCCCGGCGCACCCGGGGCCUGGCACCCGGCUCAUUACGCGGGCGCGUUUCCCGCCUUCGGUUCGGCCGGUCUCAACUCCGGUUCGCCUGGUAAGUUUUCGCGCGAACUUUUCGCCGUCCCCGCAUGCGAUAGAAUAAAAGCGUUCCGAUCCGACGGGUUCGGUAAAACAAUAUUGGGAAAAAAAAAAAAUUUACCGUCGUUACCGUCUCCGCGAACCCACGUAAAUAACACAACAACAACAACAAUAAAUAACAAUAAUCAUAACGAUUCCGAUGCAGUUUUUUUAAUAACAACAUAAUUCCGUUUACAAACCGACCGGCCAUUGUAAUAAAAACCAUCGGUACGCCGUUGUAGGGCAUUAUAUUAUUGUUGUAUUAUCGCGGGUACGGCGGUAAUUAUUGUAUCGUAAUUAUUGUUGCCGAUUAAUCUAUAUGCGCGCUGCGCCGCACCAUCAUUAUCGCCGCGCGCGGUACAAUACGAUAUUGUAUUAUUAUUACAACCAUUAUCGUUAUUAACAAACAAUUAUUGUAUUAUAAUUUAUAAUUAAUAAUUAGUCGAUAAUAUUAUAUUAUUACGUACCCGCCCGUACGUACGCGCGCGUAGAAUAAUUGCCGCGAUAACGUCUCGCUGCGCGCGUAACGUACGCGGUCGUACGUGCGCCGCGCGGCCGCGCGAAUGAUCGCAAUUAGAAAAGCGCAGCGCGUCGAGGACGGCCGCGCGGACAACGCGUUAGGUGUACACCCCCCCCCCCUAGGCAGGUGAGGUUUUUUUUCACUGUUUCGGAUUUCGUUUUCGAUUUUUUCCGACGUUCGCGCGCGGUCGCGAUCGAGCCGCCCAAUGUGCGACCGCGCACCCGUGUUGUAAUGUCGUUUUGUGUCGUUGCCGUCUCGUCCGGCGGAAAGAAAAACAAAGGCGUGAGUGACGUGUGCGAGGGGGAGGGGAUGAGAGGGGAGGUAAACGCUCUACCGUUUUUUGUAUUUUUCUGCGUUUCCGAUUGUAUUUUCGCGUGUUUUAACCCGGGCAAAUGGAUACGCCCGGCGUCGUCGAUUAACUGUACACCGGAGUCCGGGCAAAAAUUUCGAGACAUCCCGAUAAUCGUUAUGGUUCGCAGUCAUCCGGACCGUGAAAUCGCGCGGCGGCGAGACCGUGUUUUCGCAUAAUAUUUUCGAUCCGGUUCCCGGCACUUUAUUAGUCGUCCGCGGGGUCACGUGCGUGCGGUCCCAACCGGCGUCGUUAAAGUUCCUUUUGAAAAAAAAAAAGAAAAGAUUUCGUCCCCGUUCCCGUGCUCGGUUCCUUAAAACCGGAAGUCGUUCUUGUAGCGCUUACCGAUAAACACUGUCACUGACGAUCUUGCUUCGGAAGUUAUUCAAAUGUACACAAUCAAUUCGACACUGGCCGUUUUCGUUUGUUACUCGUGCAGACGCUUGGUUUUCGUGAAAACAAAUAAGGGUAGUGUGAGCCGAUCGUGUCACAAUGCGAAUCGGAAACCGUUCUUACUUGAGAUCCUGAUAAAUUCAAUUCGUCUUAUUUCCUUGUUGAAAACAACAGAAUAACAAUAUUUUCGUUCCUUUUCCUAAAAACAAUGAACUGAUUCGCGUUUCUAUUCUUUCAAAAUAUAAUGGAAUCAAUUUCUUUCGUUUGUUCCUCUAAAAAGGAAGCAAUUCCGGGAAUCGUUCCUUUAUCCCCUUACCGCUUUUGCUUUUUUCGACGAUUUAAGCGCUUUUUCGCUAAAAAACCAAUCAAAUACGACCUACCGUGUUAUUAAAUUCGCGUAUUACCGGAAAAAAAAAGCGAGAAAUUAUACCCGUACGGUUUUUUUUUAUCUCAUCGCGUUUCGUAAGAAAAUCGUUCGACGUGUUUGUAUACCCGGGUUUUGUCUCGAUAUUUUCAUAAUUUCUAAGUGAGGUACGGCGAUUUUUAAACCGUAAUGUUUCGCGAGCUCGAUAAUGUGCGAAAAUAUCGCCGAAAAACCGCAGCGCACAAUGUUAUCGCGUCUUCAAGUCUGAUAAGAAACCGACUCGUUCCGCUAUAUUUCAGAACCGACGUCGGCGCAAAAUCGUCGAAUCUACCGCAUUCAGCAGUGUUGGGAAAGUUCUUUUUAAAAAAGAAUUCGUUCUCGUUCCUCGUUCCUUAAAGCAUUUUAUUUUUUAUUUUUUUUUAAAUGGAUGCGUAUAUUAUAUACUCAUAGAAAAUAUACCGGAGACGAGUGCAGGUAUACUGUUAUAGGUGGAAAGUCGGGAAGGUAGGAUAGUUAAAAUUGGAAAUUAUUCUUUUUUCUAAAAUUCUACACGUUUAAAAUCCUAAUAAAUUAAAUUAAAUUAAUUUCCUAGUUCCUAUACCCUGAUAAAAAUGAAAAAACAUAUUACAUUGAAAGUUUAAUAAAAAUUACUUGUACAUUUGACGUUUGUCAUUAUCAAAUAUGUCGUAUUAUUUUUUACCGUUUUAAACAAUUAUCACCGAGAUGUCACGGUUAUAGAUGACUAAAUUGGUAACCGACGGAGUGAUACCAACACUAAACAAUUACCAAACACUAUUAUCACUGAAAUAACGCGCUUUUCGGGUUUUUUUCCUAACAGAAUGUACCGAAAUUUGCGUCCCCGUUUCACAUGAAUACGCAACUUCCCGUUCCCCGUUCCUAUACUACUUGAAAAGGAACGCGUUCCAAGCUUCGUUCCUUUUUUGGGAGAAACGCAUCGUGCGUGACGUAAAUAAAAAAAAAUAAAUAAAAACAUAAAACGCGUCCGGCCUGAAACCCGAUGAAGAUUCGAGAGAGUAAUACGCGCGUCUCUCGGCGACACGUACGCGUUAACAAAAAAAACAAAUACCCGAUAAAAUUAAAUCAAAAUCAAAUGAGCAUUGUGUCGAUUUUUUUUUAAGAAAAGAAAACCACUCGCAUUGUACUCGUUUUUGGUUACAAUUAUGUGCGAAUAUCACGCGUCUCGCGUUUUUCAGUAAAAUUCCGCGACCCAAACCCGAACGACGAGUCGAAAACGGUAAAACGGUUUUUUUUUUUUCGAUUGAUCGACACGCAUGUCGACACUUUCCACCGCCAACCGAUCGCGCCGAAAAACGGGCGCGAAAUGUUCUUUUUUUUUUUUUUUUUUGGAUAGAAAAUCAACGUGUAUAAACCGGACGGACGGGGGUAAAUUACAGACGAAAAUCGGUUUGCGAAUAAUCGGUAGUCGCGGAGAUAUCCGGUAAUCUCGCGGGGAAUCUUCCGUAUAGUUACGAUCACGGUAAUCGCGGCGUUCCGGAAUCUUGCGUUGUACAGCGUGUACGCAUUUUCGAUCGGCGAUUUACCCUCUGUAUUAUUGUUUAACCGCGUGUACAAUAAUCCUCGGACUCGACACGGCCGAAUAGUCCGGAGUGUAAAUCACCGUGAACGGAAAUCAGCGCAUACAAAAUGUUUGGCCAUCGUUGAAAGACUUUGGCAAUCGUACAGGAAACCGUAUAGAGAAUCUUGGUCAUCAUUCUGGUAUUCCGGAAUCCGGUGUACACGGUACGGUCGACCGGCGAUUUACCAUCCGGUGUAAAAAUCGGUCCGAAAACGACAAAAAGAAACGUGCGGUUUUAUUAUUAUUGUCAUUUAUAGUGUGUAAACCGCUACGAAAUCGCAAAUGCUGUGCCCCGCGAACGAUUAAAACGCGCACUCGCCAUCUAUGUACGUUAGUGUUACGAACGGGACCGCUAGUUUCCCGCAGAUUCAAAGGAAACCGUUUUUUUCCCCCCUUACAUAUUUACAGUGUAAUCCCGGAAAGUAUUUACUUUUUCGGGAUUUUUUCGUAAAACGUGUAAAACAAUAUAGUAGGUGCAUAGCUGCAGAGAAACGUUUACACGAUCGUUAUUUUUCGGGAUGAAACCGCUACUAGCUUUAAAUGGCCGCCUACGUUUCGAAAAUAUCCCAUAAAUAGAUGACGUUUUAGUUGAAACAAAUCGCCGCGGCUAAAUUGCAUACCGGCUGCGCAAUAGUUUCGAAAAAAACAGAAAUCAAGAAAUGUCGAUUUAUACCCCGUCGCCCGGCGAGGUCGCGUGUAAAUCGUUUGUCGUCCGCUACAACCGAAUGACUUUUUUCUCGCGAAUGAAAAAAAAAAAAAAAACCCAAAUUUUCGUUUCGGCAAUACACCUGAAAACCCCGUCAGCGCAGCAGUAGAGUUUCUUAUGGCCGCGGCAAAAUAUUGUGUAAGGUCCUAAAGGCCGAACCGGAUAAACAAAAAAAAAAAGAAAAAAGAGGGAUUAUUCGAAGAGACCCUCACCUGUCCAAUAACGCCCCGGUCUGGACCGCUGCCAGGGCUCCCAUCUGUUGUGGACCAGUGGCGUUUGCUCACCUCGUCCGUCCCGGUAUUUACGCCACUGUAGCGCAGCGAUUUCUCUGUACGUUGUUUGUCCGGACGGACGGUAAAAAAUGUUCGGACCUUUUAUUGUUUCCGUUUCACCCGGUCGUUCGGGCGCGAGCGUUUGGUUUUAAAAGCGGACGGUACGCGAAUGCGCAUUUGUCGUUGCCGUCUUACGAACGGUACGAGACGCAGUAGAAAAACGCCGCUUACGCAGACUGCACGGAGUCCGUUUGGUUUUGGUUUUCGGGGUAAAAGCGCCGCCCAUUGUGAAAUCGUCGAAAAAGUCGUUUUACUCGUGAACGGUAAAUUGCCGGUUGUAUUCGGAGAUGAAAAAAAACCGGACGAGAACGCAACGUCAGCGACCUCCGGAAUGUCGUACUCUUUCGAUUCAGACGCAAUCGAGCCGAUGUUUUUUUACUCCAAAACCGAAAUCACGUGCGAUACGCGCGCGCGCAAAGCCGGAAACGACGGCGACAAAUGCGCGCGUGUAACGGCCCCCCGGAACGUCGCGGAAAUCGCUCGGUUUCUUUUGUCCGCCACGCGUUUUCGCGCGUUCCGCGAUUCCCCCCGCCGCGGAAUAAUUAUUCGAAUAUUUCAACGCGAUCCCGCGAACCCGCAAUCUCCGGACGCGCCUUUGCGUCGGCCGUCGGCGUCUCGCGGACCGUUUUCUUUUUUUUUUUAAACGGCACGGACGCAGGCGAUACGGUGCGCACGCGCGCGCGUACCCCCCCGGCGUUGUUAGGGCCGCGGGUUUUUUCCCCCCCCCCCCCCCCCCCCCCCUACCCCGGCCUUUCCGUGCACCGCCCAGUCGGUUUUAAAUGCGUUUAAAUCCCAUCCCGGCGGCGCAACGUCAUCAUCGCGAUUCUCUCCGAACUGCGACCGCGGUUCCGUUGAAUUCGCUCAAUGCGCACGGCCGUCUCGGCCGUAGCCGACACCCGACAAUCGCGCAGAUAAGAUUAGACCGCACGGUUGCCGGCGGCGGGCCAUAAAAUCGAGGCGUAACGAUAUCGUAUUUUUAUUCCGAUAAUCCCAAGUCCGGCAGACGGUACCAACGCAACAACACGCGGAUAUUAUUCGCGAAAUGCGAUUGUUCGACCGUUGCACGUCCGCGUUCCUCGGUCACUCCGCGCACUGUCCGGUUGUCGGCGCGAUUUUCGAUAAAUUUUUGUGCGGCGGUUUUUCGCAAAGUGUUUUUUCCACGACGCGAUGUCCGUGCUGUAGUCACGUGUCGCGGUGCAAUAUGUGUUGUAUAUGCGAACGGCGUCGCAACAACGACAGUCGUAUUAUUAUUAUUGCCGUUCCGGUAAAAAUUCGGUCCGACGAUGUUAUUGACGGUAAUUUGUAACGGCGGGUUUACUUCGCCGGGCGUUCUCGCAAAAAAACCAAAAAAUUUGCGUAUUUUUCUCGAUUUUCGCACGGCGUCCGUUACUCUAUCGGGUCGGCGCGGCGUUCGGAUUUCAUAAUAACGGCGACACGCGCGCACACGCCCUGUGUGUACGUACGGGUCGCCGCGUUGUGUGGUGUGCGAGAAAAACAAAAACCUCCGGAUUCGAAUCCGUCGUUCCGCGUUCUGCGAGACGGGUCGGACGGCGUGUGAUUACGUCGUAACGUCACGGUGUUUCGGCGUUCGGUCCGCGCGGCGAUCGACCGGCGGUGCGACGACGCGAAAACGAUUCUGAGCGCGCCGCGUGACAACGCGUAAUAUUCAUCGGCCGCCCGGCCGGGGUAGUCCGGAAACCGACAGAUGUCCGCGCUCCCGAUCGCCGGGCGUUCGCGUUUGUUUUGGGAAAAAUUUCCCGGAAAAUGUUUUCGACCGUGGGCGAGAUUUCCGGGGUAAAAAAAAAAAAAAAAGCCGCGUAUAUACCGUCCCGGUGGUGGGGAGGAGGGUGGAGGAAACGUUAAAACCGGAUACGUCUCUCGAUACGCGCUCGGAAUAUCCGAAUGUAAUACAAAAGUUAUGGGAAAAAACUAUACGAAAUCGCCACUUUUAUUACGACGAGUUUUUUAAUUUUUUUUUUCUUCCCCGGUGUGUGUUUUUUUUUAAUAACAAUAUUACGCAAACGAUAUUAUUCCAUUGUCUGGCCGGCGCGGCGGCUAGCGCGCGUGUUUGCGUUUAUUCGCGACCGUCUGCGGUAUUCCGCGCUCGCACAUUCCGCCGGCGCAUCCGACUCUAAUUGGGCGACUUUUUUCUAUUUUUUUUUUUUUCUCCUUUUGCUUUCCGCAGUCUAAACUGUGCAUAGCGUACAGUCUCUCCCUCUCACUCUCUCUCCCACUCCCACUCCCUCUCACUGUGCGUCUCUCUCGCGUGUCUCGGGCGGCGUCGGCCGUUUUAUUAUAUUAUUUUUAGCGGCGUCUAAUUAUUGCUCCGGGGUCUCGGGUCGGGUCGCGCGCGUUUGCGUUGAAACCGUCGCGCAAAACGUGUUAAUCGGCUUCGCGGCCGAACGAGAGGGGCGGAUACGUGCCAAGAAAAGACGGGUGGGGAGGCGAAAAGAAAAAAAAAAUGCCAACUACGGCGAGGCCUAUAAAAUCGCGGACAAUAAAAUAUACUCGCGCGCAUUUUUUGGCUUCGGUUUGCCGCGGUUCUUUUUUUCUUCUUUUUUUUUUUUCCUAAUCGUCGUUUAUCGCGAGCGCUCCGUACGCACGCCCCGACGAGUAAAAUUGUAUUUUUAGACCCCGGACGAGACGCGCUCGUCGCGCCGCCGCCGCCGCCGCCGUGUAAAUUUAUUAUAAAUGUAAUAAUGUUGUCGUUUCGGCACCGCUCGGGAUUCGACAACCGAAGGAUCCGGAAUGCCUUCUCCUUGUUUCGCGCUCCUGUCGCCCGCCGCGUCGGUGGCGCGAGCCGCGCAACGGUACAAGUUCGAGUUGAACGUUAUUCUCGGGCUGUACGACGCACGUCGUCUGACGCGUCGCGAUUUUCGAUUCCGAACGCGGCCGGGAACGGGACCGUUUUAAUGAACGGGUUUCCGCACCCGUUUACCGUAAUAUUGCGGAUGUUGGACGCCACUGCGGUAAAAACCACGUCCCGGGCGCCCCUGCCGCCCCUGAAUUGCGCGCUCGACUGUCGCGGCACACUGGUGCUAACCACCCGUAUAACUUGACAAAUAUAAUAUUUGAACGGACGCAAUGCUAACGGUAGUGUUUUUUUUUUUUCCCGUUUAGAUUCCAACAACGGCGAACCGCCAAAACUCAAGUGCAACCUGAGAAAGCACAAGCCGAACCGGAAACCCCGGACGCCGUUCACCACGCAACAGCUGUUGAACCUGGAGAAAAAAUUCCGGGAAAAACAGUAUCUGAGCAUCGCGGAACGCGCCGAGUUUUCCAAUUCGCUGCACCUAACCGAGACACAGGUAAGCGGCGUUCGUUAUUUUUGUGGUCAUAAUUAUCGCGGUACGGCGCGUCCGGCGUGUUAGGAUAUUGCGAAAACGCAAAAAAAAAAAAAAAAUACAUAAAUAUUGUGGUUCGGCGAUUACAAAACCAGUGGCGUCCAGCGGCGUAGCGGACCGCGGUUUUCGGCGAAUUCCCCGGAGGAUCGGGACGGACGUUUCGCCGAACGUAUUUGGCGUACAGCUAUUAUAACGACGGCUACUAUCGGGGUGGACGGUAGCUGUGGACGAACGAUUUGAUUCUACACCCAUUAUUACCGUUCGCGGCGCCACCGGUACAACUUAAAACAAUCUUACUAAUUUGCCUCGGUUUCACCGCAGACUUUUGAUUGCACCGUUUUACGAGCGGCCGUUUCGGAUUUCGAACUUGGGAGGUUUUGGAGGGUUUAAAUCGGGCUUGCGAAACCGAUGGUGAUUUGGAAAAUUUGCUCCGGAUAUCGGACAGAAACCGCACCGACGCCACUGUUUUUUUUUUUUUUUAAUCGACACGCGCGCACGUGUAUUUCGUAAAUGCUCCGCAUCAGAAAAAUUAAUCAUACGCGCCCGCCGGUGAUGAUGCCGUUUUGUAAAACGUUGGACGUGUUUGUCGUGUUACAGGUGAAAAUAUGGUUCCAAAACCGGAGGGCCAAAGCCAAGCGGCUCCAAGAGGCCGAGAUCGAGAAGCUGAAGAUGGCCGCCGUGGCCGCGGCCCGGCCGCAUCACCCGCUUUACGGCAACCCGCACCUGCCGCACUAUUUCCAACACCCGUCCGAGCUGUUCGGUCACCCGCACCAACUGCAGUCGCUCCUGUCGCACCGGCCCACCAUGGCCCACCUCAUAGCCCAAGGUCUGCAGCAGCAGCAGCAGCAGCAGCAGCAACAGCAACAACAGCAGCAGCAGCAGCAACAGUCCGGCACGCCGACGCACCAGCCGGCCGGCGGACAGUUGCAGUCGUCCCUGUCCCGCACGUCGCUGUCGCCGGGCGGCGGCCGGCGGUCCGUCACCCCGGCGUCGCCGUCCCCGUCGAUGGGCGGCGGCGGCCCGGGGUCCACCACGAGCGUCUAGUGACGCUGCGUCCGAUACGCACGCGCGUCGCCGGCGAUUAA
Cinara cedri is the source of this 10112-nucleotide messenger RNA. The record is from the annotation of a GenBank genome assembly. Lineage: Eukaryota; Metazoa; Arthropoda; Insecta; Hemiptera; Aphididae.